GCGAGAGUUGAGCGCGCCUGGCCGGACGGGAGGAAAGUAUCCGUUCCGCCGAGGGGGGAAAAGAGGAGCUGCAGAGAGAUUGUAGGACCGAGCGCGGGCAGGCGGAAGGCAACGGAGCUACCAGCCGCUCCGCUUUGCUAUAUGAAAUAUGGGAGACGACAGACCGUUUGUGUGCAAUGCCCCGGGCUGUGGACAGAGAUUUACAAACGAGGACCACCUGGCAGUUCAUAAACACAAGCAUGAGAUGACAUUGAAAUUUGGCCCAGCCCGAACUGACUCAGUCAUCAUUGCAGAUCAAACUCCUACUCCAACUAGAUUCCUGAAGAACUGUGAGGAGGUGGGACUCUUCAAUGAACUAGCUAGCUCCUUUGAACAUGAAUUCAAGAAAGCUGCAGAUGAGGAUGAGAAAAAGGCAAGAAGCAGGACUGUUGCCAAAAAACUGGUGGCUGCUGCUGGGCCCCUUGACAUGUCUCUACCUUCCACACCAGACAUCAAAAUCAAAGAAGAAGAGCCCGUGGAGGUAGACUCAUCCCCACCUGAUAGCCCUUCCUCUAGUCCCUGUUCCCCACCACUGAAGGAGAAGGAGGUUGCCCCAAAGCCUGUUCUGAUAUCUACCCCCACACCCACCAUUGUACGUCCUGGCUCCCUGCCUCUCCACUUGGGCUAUGAUCCACUUCAUCCAACCCUUCCCUCCCCAACCUCUGUCAUCACACAGGCUCCACCAUCCAACAGGCAAAUGGGGUCUCCCACUGGCUCCCUCCCUCUUGUCAUGCAUCUUGCUAAUGGACAGACCAUGCCUGUGCUGCCAGGGCCUCCAGUACAGAUGCCGUCUGUUAUAUCGCUGGCCAGACCUGUGUCCAUGGUGCCCAACAUUCCUGGUAUCCCUGGCCCACCAGUUAACAGCAGUGGCUCCAUUUCUCCCUCUGGCCACCCUAUACCAUCAGAAGCCAAGAUGAGACUGAAAGCCACCCUAACUCACCAAGUCUCCUCAAUCAAUGGUGGUUGUGGAAUGGUGGUGGGUACUGCCAGCACCAUGGUGACAGCCCGCCCAGAGCAGAGCCAGAUCCUCAUCCAGCACCCUGAUGCCCCAUCCCCUGCCCAGCCACAGGUCUCACCAGCCCAGCCCACCCCUAGUACUGGGGGGCGACGGAGGCGCACAGUAGAUGAAGAUCCAGAUGAGCGACGGCAGCGCUUUCUGGAGCGCAACCGGGCUGCGGCCUCCCGCUGCCGCCAAAAGCGAAAGCUGUGGGUAUCCUCCCUAGAGAAGAAGGCCGAAGAACUCACUUCUCAGAACAUUCAGCUGAGUAAUGAAGUCACAUUACUACGCAAUGAGGUGGCCCAGUUGAAACAGCUACUAUUAGCUCAUAAAGACUGCCCAGUCACUGCACUACAGAAAAAGACUCAAGGCUAUUUAGAAAGCCCCAAGGAAAGCUCAGAGCCAACGGGUUCUCCAGCCCCUGUGAUUCAGCACAGCUCAGCAACAGCCCCUACCAAUGGCCUCAGUGUUCGCUCUGCAGCUGAAGCUGUGGCCACCUCGGUCCUCACUCAGAUGGCCAGCCAAAGGACAGAACUGAGCAUGCCAAUACAAUCGCAUGUAAUCAUGACCCCACAGUCCCAGUCUGCGGGCAGAUGAUGCCUCCUCUGGUGGAGAGGUCCUCAGCCAGAGCUCGCCCGCCCAAGAGCCAAGAGAGAUGUCAUCUUAUCUCCUCCCAUCUGCCUUGGACAUGGCAAUAUGGGUCAGGGGAAACUGUGUGUUGUGAGUAAUGGACAGAUAUGGGGCUUUUUAGCCACAUGGUCAUGUAUGUUUGACACCUGUGCUGGGGGCCUCCCAGCCCCAGAGCCUCAUAGAUCAUCCCCCAAGGGUGGGGUUUCUGAUGCACCCACAGCCAAAGGCCUUUCCAGAUGGUCCGAACAAUCACCCCUGCCCCAUGCACGUGUAUCUGUCUCUUUUAACACUAACCCUUGGCACUUCUAGGUUUGGGGUUUCUCAGUUCCCUCUCUUCCCACUAAGCUGUGGCUGUUACCUUUUUGUUCCUUACUAGCAUGCCACUUCCUGCCAGAUAGAGGGAGGCUAGAUUUGAUUUCAUAUCACCCACUGACCCAGCCCCAGCCACCCCAUGGACUCAGGACUCUGUCUCCCAUAGCUGCUUAUUUACCCCUGUUUCCUUUUUCCCCUUCCUUAAUUCUAGUUAAAACAUUCACUUACGGAGAAUAUAAGGUUACUUUUGAUGUAUGAAGUAGCAGUAUUUUCCAGUUCUUCCAUAAGCUUUAUUCCUUCUCCCUACCUGCCACCAAAAAAAAAAAAAAGCAAAAAGAAGGAAACUCUCAAGAGUUCUAAUUCUUUUUCAUCUAUUUCCAGAGCUAUUUGGGUACCUCAUUUUGUUGCUUGACUUUAUCUAGUGUAGUGGUGGGGUCUUUCCCACCACCCCACUAGGCCUUGGCAACCUCGUUUUGUGGCCUUAUUAUUAAAGAUUGCUUGGUAGUGAAAAGGGAAGGGCCCAGAAUCUGACUGGCUGAUUCUGUCUCCUCCCCUCCCUCCUUCUUCAGUUUUAAUCAUCAGGGCAGACAGGAACAAAAUAUUUCAAAGCUUGGUCCAUCAGGUUAGGGAUUAGUUGAUUCCUUUAUGUUUUAUAAGAGUUUACUGGCCAAAGCGUACAUAUUGUCAUCUUUGGUCAUCUUUCUGCUCCUGCCUCUCCCUCUUCAUUCCCCUGUCAACGUUACCCGCCCCACCCGCCCCCCCCGCCCCGUCUCUCUUCUAUAACUACUUCAGACACAGCCCUCCUGGAGGCUGUCAUGUAGGGGACUCUCGAGUUCCCUUGCUCUACCCCAUCUCUCCCCCUCACACAUCUGUCUGCUUUUCUGAGCUAGAGUCUUCUGUUCAUAAGUGCCCAUCACCAUCUAGACUAUCUUCUUUGUCUCUCACCAGGUUCCUAGCUUAGCCACUAGGUCUUCCAGGUCCUCCAGAGUUUCUUCAACCCAUUUCUGCUCUCUUCACCUUACAUGCAGUGCUCCAGGAUCUUGAAGCAUCAUAGCCAAGGUCCUGAGUGGGUUUACUUGAGUAUAAGAUUGAAAGGAGGGAGGAAGGGAAGAGGGAAAGUACAGAACUGGCCCCCCAGCAAAGGACCCCAGGGUCUGGCCUGGGAAAUUGGUGACUAUUGCUCUCAACCAUUCUUUGAAGAGUUGGGUUGCAGAGGGAGCAGUUCAUCUCUCUUGUCCCUGUUUCUUCCACAUUAAGGUUUCUCAUCUCCCCUGGGCUCUGAACUAUGCAGUUUCUACCAGGACCAUAGGAAGCAAUUCAAAGCCAGAGGCCUGUGGAUAGAUAGGUCAGCUUUAAUUGCCUUUCCGUAUGAAACCCUUCCAGUUGUCCCAGAGCCACUUUCUGCCAUCUGUGCAAGCCAAGAAUGUCCUUCUCUCCAUCUUUCCUACCUCCAUCUUAAACAUACAAAAUAACUGCCAGCUUCCUUUCUUAUUUUGCCUCCAAAAUUCACUGUCACAGGGGAAUGAGAAAAUGUUUUAAGCUACAAGAUUCCCAUUUCCUUAAAGUGAUAUCCUAUCCUAGUGAACAAGUCAGGUAGCAGGUUCUGCUGCAUUUGUUUUAAAUUUCCCCUCCUGCUUUUCAGAGCUGGUGCUGAACAGGCCACACCCCUAAAGACAAAGGAGAGAAAACAUGGUUUUCUCAUCUUCUACCACCAGGUACCCAACAGGAAUAGGCCCUGAAGUGAUUCAGACUAGCAAAUGUUAUGGCAGAUGGUCAGGAUGCAGGUUACCACAUCCAGGGACUUCACUUUUGCCUUUAAAAAUUCACAGCCAUAACUUGUGCUCAGGACUUCCCCUUUAGCCGGCUGCUCCCUGGGAUUUUCUCCUGCUUUUGUUUCGUUUUUUAUUGUCUUGAUUUCCCAGUAGCAGCCUUGCCCUAAAGCUUGACUGAGUUUAUGGCUCCUAAGGAGCUUUCCUAAGACUCUUGACUAUUUGUCUUCCGCCUUCAGUCAAGUGUUUUUACAGUUAAGAAUUAAUUUGUCACUGCAUACGUGUCCUGCCAGUCUGUCCCUGUGUUGGGUGACUAAUUUAUGUAGAGGGUCUUUUUUAUUUCUUAGCCCCCAUGACUAAUUAUCUAGUCCUAACUUCAUUUUUAUCAGUGGGAAGAUGUAUACGGAUCCUCAAUGAGGAGCACUGCCAGAACCACAGUAACAAAAUGGCACUGAAUUAAGGAAGUAGCAGGUCAGAACCCCCGCCCUAGAUAGUUCCUGAGUUGGUUCUCAGUCUCACUAAGGAGGCAGAACAAUUGCCUACCCUGAAACUUCUCUAAUAGUCAAAGGUAACAUCACUUACCUUAUUAUUGCUACCAGCCA
Messenger RNA from Mandrillus leucophaeus (drill), 4349 nucleotides. It is a transcript of the gene ATF7, whose product is annotated as activating transcription factor 7. Bases 149 to 1633 code for a protein of 494 amino acids. Lineage: Eukaryota; Metazoa; Chordata; Mammalia; Primates; Cercopithecidae. The record is from RefSeq and is a predicted model, not a curated record. Gene Ontology annotation, molecular function: cAMP response element binding; DNA-binding transcription factor activity, RNA polymerase II-specific. The transcript has 12 exons. Gene Ontology annotation, biological process: regulation of transcription by RNA polymerase II.